AUGCUGCCUCCCCCAGGACCUCAGAGCUUCGUCCGCUUCACCAAGCAGUCUCUUGCCCUCAUUGAACAACGCAUUGCUGAAGAAAGAGCAAAGGAACCCAAAGAAGAAAAGAAAGAUGACGAGGAAGAAGCCCCAAAGCCUAGCAGUGACUUGGAAGCUGGCAAGCAGCUGCCGUUCAUCUAUGGAGACAUUCCUCCUGGAAUGGUGUCGCUGCCCCUGGAAGACCUGGACCCAUACUACGCAAACAAAAAGACUUUUAUAGUAUUGAACAAAGGGAAGGCAAUCUUCCGCUUCAAUGCCACACCUGCUUUGUAUAUGCUGUCUCCCUUCAACCCUCUAAGAAGAAUAUCUAUUAAGAUUUUAGUACAUUCUCUGUUCAGCAUGCUUAUCAUGUGCACUAUUCUGACCAACUGCAUUUUUAUGACCAUGAGUAACCCUUUGGAAUGGACCAAAAAUGUAGAGUACACUUUUACUGGAAUAUAUACUUUUGAAUCACUUGUAAAAAUACUUGCAAGAGGCUUCUGUGUAGGAGAAUUCACUUUCCUGCGUGACCCAUGGAACUGGCUGGAUUUUGUCGUCAUUGUUUUUGCAUAUGUCACAGAGUUUGUGGACCUGGGCAAUGUCUCAGCAUUGAGAACAUUCAGAGUUCUCCGGGCAUUGAAAACAAUUUCAGUCAUUCCAGGCCUAAAGACUAUUGUGGGGGCCCUCAUCCAGUCGGUGAAGAAGCUCUCCGACGUCAUGAUCCUCACUGUGUUCUGUCUGAGCGUGUUUGCUCUCAUUGGGCUGCAGCUCUUUAUGGGCAACUUGAAGCAUAAAUGUUUCCGGAAUAACCUUGAAAAUAAUGAAACACUGGAAAGCAUAUUGAAUCGUACAGAGAGUGAAGAUGAACUAAGAAGUUUUAUACAGCCAGAAAAAUAUUUUUAUUACCUGGAGGGAUCCAAAGAUGCUCUCCUUUGUGGUUUCAGCACAGAUUCAGGUCAGUGUCCAGAGGGCUACUCUUGUGUCAAGGCUGGAAGAAACCCUGAUUAUGGCUACACCAGCUUUGACACUUUCAGCUGGGCCUUCUUAGCCUUGUUUCGGCUGAUGACUCAGGAUUACUGGGAAAACCUUUACCAACAGACACUGCGUGCUGCUGGCAAAACCUACAUGAUCUUCUUCGUUGUGGUCAUUUUCCUGGGUUCCUUUUACCUGAUCAACUUGAUCCUGGCUGUGGUGGCCAUGGCCUAUGAAGAGCAGAAUCAAGCCAACAUUGAAGAAGCUAAACAGAAAGAGAUAGAAUUUCAGCAGAUGUUAGAUCGACUCAAAAAAGAACAAGAAGAAGCUGAGGCAAUAGCAGUAGCAGCUGCUGAAUACACAAGUAUUGGACGAAGCAGAAUCAUGGGCCUCUCAGAGAGUUCUUCUGAAACAUCCAAACUGAGUUCAAAGAGUGCUAAGGAAAGAAGAAACAGAAGAAAGAAAAAGAAUCAGAAGAAACUCUCCAGUGGGGAGGAAAAGGGAGAUGAGGAGAAGUUGUCCAAAUCCGGAUCAGAAGAGAGCAUCAGAAGGAAAAGCUUCCACCUGGGUGUUGAAAGUCAUAAACGAGCACGAGAGAAGAGACUGUCCACCCCUAAUCAGUCACCACUCAGCAUCCCUGGUUCCUUGUUUUCUGCGAGGCGCAGCAGCCGAACAAGUCUUUUCAGCUUCAAGGGGCGAGGAAAAGAGAUAGGAUCUGAGACAGAAUUUGCCGAUGAUGAACACAGCAUUUUUGGAGACAAUGAGAGCAGACGGGGUUCACUGUUUGUGCCUCACAGACCCUGGGAACGGCGCAGCAGUAACAUCAGCCAGGCCAGUAGGUCCCCCCCAAUGCUGCCAGUGAACGGGAAGAUGCACAGUGCCGUGGACUGCAAUGGUGUGGUGUCUCUGGUUGAUGGACCCUCAGCCCUCAUGCUCCCCAAUGGACAGCUUCUUCCAGAGGUGAUAAUAGAUAAGGCAACUUCUGAUGAGAGCGGCACAAGUAAUCAAAUAAGAAAAAAAAGACGGUCUAGUUCUUAUUUCCUGUCGGAGGAUAUGCUGAAUGAUCCUCACCUCAGACAAAGAGCAAUGAGUAGAGCAAGCAUAUUAACAAACACUGUGGAAGAACUUGAAGAGUCCAGACAAAAAUGCCCACCCUGGUGGUACAGAUUUGCACACACCUUUUUGAUCUGGAAUUGCUCCCCAUAUUGGAUAAAAUUCAAAAAGUUUAUUUAUUUUAUUGUAAUGGAUCCUUUUGUAGACCUUGCAAUUACCAUUUGUAUAGUUCUAAACACAUUAUUUAUGGCUAUGGAACACCACCCAAUGACUGAAGAAUUCAAAAAUGUUCUUACUGUGGGAAAUUUGGUCUUUACUGGCAUCUUUGCAGCUGAAAUGGUUUUGAAAUUAAUCGCCAUGGAUCCUUAUGAAUAUUUCCAAGUAGGCUGGAAUAUUUUUGACAGCAUUAUUGUGACUUUAAGUUUAGUGGAGCUUUUUCUAUCUGAUGUGGAAGGAUUGUCAGUUCUGCGAUCAUUCAGACUGCUCAGGGUAUUCAAGUUGGCAAAAUCUUGGCCAACAUUAAACAUGCUAAUAAAGAUCAUCGGCAACUCCGUGGGGGCGCUGGGAAACCUCACCUUGGUGUUGGCCAUCAUCGUCUUCAUCUUUGCUGUGGUCGGCAUGCAGCUCUUCGGUAAGAGCUACAAAGAAUGCGUCUGCAAGAUCAACGAGGACUGCACGCUGCCUCGCUGGCACAUGAACGACUUCUUCCACUCCUUCCUCAUUGUGUUCCGCGUGCUGUGUGGAGAGUGGAUAGAAACCAUGUGGGACUGCAUGGAGGUGGCUGGCCAGACCAUGUGCCUUAUUGUUUACAUGAUGGUCAUGGUGAUUGGAAACCUCGUGGUCUUGAAUCUGUUUCUAGCAUUAUUAUUGAGUUCAUUUAGUUCAGACAAUCUUACAGCAAUUGAAGAAGACACUGAUGCAAAUAAUCUUCAGAUUGCAGUGGCCAGAAUUAAAAGGGGAAUAAAUUAUGUGAAACAGACCUUACGGGAAUUUAUUCUAAAGGCAUUUUCUAAAAAGCCCAAGAUUUCCAAGGAGAUAAUACGAGCAGAAAAUCUAAAUAAUAAAAAAGAAAACUAUAUCUCAAACCGCACACUUGCUGAAAUGAGCAAAGAUUACCAUUUUCACAAUGAAAAAGAGAGACUCAGUGGUUAUGGAAGCAGUAUGGACAAAACCUUGAUGGAAGAAAGUGAUUAUCAAUCAUUUAUUCAUAAUCCAAGCCUCACAGUCACAGUGCCAAUCGCCCCUGGGGAAUCUGACUUGGAAAAUAUGAAUACUGAGGAACUUAGCAGUGAUUCAGAUAGCGACUACAGCAAAGAGAGACGGAACCGAUCAAGCUCUUCUGAGUGCAGCACAGUUGAUAACCCUCUGCCAGGAGAAGGAGAAGAAGCGGAGGCUGAACCUGUGAAUUCUGAUGAACCAGAAGCCUGCUUUACAGAUGGUUGUGUACGGAGAUUCCCAUGCUGCCAAGUUAACAUAGACUCAGGAAAAGGGAAAAUCUGGUGGAACAUCCGAAAAACCUGCUACAGGAUAGUAGAACACAGUUGGUUUGAAAGCUUCAUUGUUCUCAUGAUCCUGCUCAGCAGUGGAGCUCUGGCUUUCGAAGAUAUCUAUAUUGAAAAGAAAAAGACUAUUAGGACUAUCCUGGAAUAUGCUGACAAAAUAUUCACUUACAUCUUCAUUCUGGAAAUGCUUCUCAAGUGGGUGGCAUAUGGUUACAAAACCUAUUUCACCAAUGCCUGGUGUUGGCUGGACUUCUUAAUUGUUGAUGUUUCUUUGGUUACUUUAGUUGCAAGCACUCUGGGCUACUCAGAUCUUGGCCCUAUUAAAUCCCUUCGGACACUGAGAGCUUUGAGACCUCUGAGAGCCCUAUCUAGAUUUGAAGGAAUGAGGGUGGUUGUAAAUGCUCUGAUAGGAGCAAUUCCUUCCAUCAUGAAUGUACUUCUCGUGUGUCUGAUAUUCUGGCUAAUAUUUAGCAUCAUGGGAGUAAAUUUGUUUGCUGGCAAGUUCUACGAGUGUGUAAAUACCACAGAUGGGACGAGAUUUUCUACAAGUCAAGUUGAAAAUCGUUCAGAGUGCUUUGCCCUUAUGAAUGGCAGUGCAAAUGUGCGAUGGAAAAACCUGAAAGUUAACUUUGAUAAUGUUGGACUUGGUUACCUGUCUCUACUUCAAGUCGCAACUUUUAAGGGAUGGAUGGACAUUAUGUAUGCAGCUGUGGAUUCUGUUGAUGUGGAUGAGCAGCCCAAGUAUGAAUACAACCUCUACAUGUACAUUUAUUUUGUCAUCUUUAUCAUCUUCGGCUCAUUCUUCACUUUGAACUUAUUCAUUGGUGUCAUCAUAGAUAAUUUCAACCAACAGAAAAAGAAGCUUGGAGGUCAAGAUAUCUUUAUGACAGAAGAACAGAAGAAAUACUACAAUGCAAUGAAAAAGCUGGGAUCCAAGAAACCACAAAAGCCCAUUCCUCGGCCAGGGAACAAAUUCCAAGGUUGCAUAUUUGACCUAGUAACCAACCAAGCUUUUGAUAUUACCAUCAUGGUUCUUAUCUGCCUCAAUAUGGUAACCAUGAUGGUAGAGAAGGAGGGCCAAAGUGAAAACAUGACAAUUGUUUUGUACUGGAUAAAUCUGGUUUUCAUCAUCCUCUUCACUGGGGAAUGUGUGCUGAAGCUGAUCUCCCUCAGACAUUACUACUUCACAGUUGGGUGGAACAUUUUUGAUUUCGUGGUUGUGAUCCUCUCCAUUGUAGGUAUGUUUCUAGCAGAUCUGAUAGAAAAAUACUUCGUGUCCCCCACCCUGUUCCGAGUGAUCCGCCUUGCCCGGAUUGGCCGAAUCCUUCGCCUCAUCAAAGGGGCCAAGGGGAUCCGCACGCUGCUCUUCGCUCUGAUGAUGUCCCUUCCUGCCUUGUUCAACAUCGGCCUCCUGCUCUUCCUUGUCAUGUUCAUCUACGCCAUCUUCGGGAUGUCCAACUUCGCCUACGUGAAGAAGGAAGCUGGAAUCAAUGACAUGUUCAACUUUGAGACGUUUGGCAACAGCAUGAUUUGCCUGUUCCAAAUUACCACGUCUGCGGGCUGGGAUGGGUUGCUAGCCCCGAUUCUUAAUAGUGCACCCCCAGACUGUGAUCCCAAAAAAGUUCACCCAGGAAGCUCAGUAGAAGGAGACUGCGGGAACCCAUCCGUUGGGAUUUUCUAUUUCGUCAGCUACAUCAUCAUCUCCUUCCUGGUGGUGGUGAACAUGUACAUCGCUGUCAUCCUGGAGAACUUCAGCGUGGCCACGGAAGAAAGCACAGAGCCCCUGAGCGAGGAUGACUUCGAGCGAUUCUAUGAGAUUUGGGAGAAGUUCGAUCCGGAUGCGACCCAGUUCAUAGAAUACAGCAAACUCUCUGAUUUUGCAGCUGCCCUGGAUCCUCCCCUUCUCAUAGCAAAACCCAACAAAGUCCAGCUCAUUGCCAUGGACCUGCCCAUGGUGAGUGGAGACCGGAUCCACUGCCUCGACAUCUUGUUUGCUUUUACAAAGCGUGUUUUGGGGGAGAGUGGAGAGAUGGAUUCUCUUCGCUCACAGAUGGAAGAAAGGUUUAUGUCUGCCAAUCCUUCCAAAGUGUCCUAUGAACCCAUCACGACUACAUUAAAGCGAAAGCAAGAGGACGUGUCGGCCACUGUCAUUCAGCGUUCUUAUCGACGCUACCGCUUACGGAAAAAUGUCAAAAACAUCUCCAGUAUAUACAUAAAAGAUGGUGACAAAGAUGAUAAUUUACCCAAUAAAGAAGACAUCGUUUUUGCUAAUGUUAAUGAGAACUCCAGUCCAGAAAAAACCGAUGCAACCCCAUCUACCAUCUCUCCGCCUUCCUACGAUAGUGUAACUAAACCAGACAAAGAAAAAUAUGAAACCGACAAAACAGAAAAAGAAGACAAACAAGAACAAGGAAAUGCACAGGAAGCUAUUAGAGUAAGUCCUGACAACACAAAAUCAAGAAUUGGUACUAAUAAUGAUGGUGUGGCAGUCAGUCUGCUACUAGAGAUGUGUGGAGCCUGUGCUACCUUUGUCUCGUCCUGGAGCACAAUGAAAUCUACAUAA
This is a messenger RNA of Dipodomys ordii (Ord's kangaroo rat), 6111 nucleotides long. It is a transcript of the gene Scn9a, whose product is annotated as sodium channel, voltage gated, type IX alpha subunit. The coding region runs from base 1 to 6111 and encodes 2036 amino acids. NCBI's taxonomy places the organism in Eukaryota, Metazoa, Chordata, Mammalia, Rodentia, Heteromyidae. The record is from RefSeq and is a predicted model, not a curated record. Gene Ontology annotation, molecular function: protein binding; voltage-gated sodium channel activity. Gene Ontology annotation, biological process: membrane depolarization during action potential; sodium ion transmembrane transport; neuronal action potential. The transcript has 28 exons. Gene Ontology annotation, cellular component: voltage-gated sodium channel complex; plasma membrane; axon.